Molecule: messenger RNA, 7221 nt
Organism: Porites evermanni
Lineage: Eukaryota; Metazoa; Cnidaria; Anthozoa; Scleractinia; Poritidae
Source: the annotation of a GenBank genome assembly
AUGGCUCUUGACGAAGCUAAGGAGGUGAAAUGUUUUCCACUAUCGAAUAUGUGGUAUUAAACUGAGGCCAUAUCUGGUUAGAAUAAAUAGGAAAUGAUAACUAAAUGUAAAAGAAAAUAAUAAAUCGAGAUAAUCGUUUGCUUAAUGAUAUCAUUUAUUUCAUUGGUUUCUAAUUAUUUCCGUGGCAUUUUAGAAAUCUUACCUGAGGUAAAAGAUAGCUUUUAUUUGAAAAUUAGACAGUAGAGGAAAGAAUAUAUCUUCUUAGGACUGGUUUCAAAGGAAACGGAGGGAUAAGCUGCCCAAGAACAAACCCUUAGAACCAACGCUCUUAUUGACCAACAAGAUGUCUCACCGCUGUGUAUGAUGUGUAGGGGAGGGACAAAGGAGGAGACUGUCCGUCAGAUUUUCUGCGAGUGUUUUAAACUAGCUCAAAUUGAGCUGAGCAGCGACAUGACAGAGAAGUAAGAAUUAUACAUAGGGAAUUGUCUAAUCAAACGGUUUACCUACGCAAGCAAGUGGUGUGAACAUUUCCCGGAAAGGGUAGUCAAGUUAAAAACUGCUGAAAUAAAUAGGAAAUGAUAACUAAAUGUAAAAGAAAAUAAUAAAUCGAGAUAAUCGUUUGCUUAAUGAUAUCAUUUAUUUCAUUGGUUUCUAAUUAUUUCCGUGGCAUUUUAGAAAUCUUACCUAAGGUAAAAGAUAGCUUUUAUUUGAAAAUUAGACAGUAGAGGAAAGAAUAUAUCUUCUUAGGACUGGUUUCAAAGGAAACGGAGGGAUAAGCUGCCCAAGAACAAACCCUUAGAAACAACACUCUUAUUGACCAACAAGAUGUCUCACCGCCGUGUGUAGGGGAGGGACAAAGGAGGAGACUGUCCGUCAGAUUUUCUGCGAGUGUUUUAAACUAGCUCAAAUUGAGCUGAGCAGUGACAUGACAGAGAAGUGAGAAUUAUACAUAGGGAAUUGUCUAAUCAAACGGUUUACCUACGCAAGCAAAUGGUGUGAACAUUUCCCGGAAAGGGUAGUCAAGUUAAAAACUGCUGAUAAAUAAUCAACUGUGUUGCACCUUGGGAUGUUCGGAUCGAAGAGUGAGAGAAAAAAACUGUAUAGAUAUGCUGUAGAUAUGCACCUUGGGUAUCGAGUCAAAAAUAAUUACAAAAGUAUUUGAUAAAAUAACAUACGAGAUACUAAACAAGGAGCUCUGCUCAUGGAGAGGUACAACUGCACUGCUAAAAGAGGAGCAUCACCUUUGUCGACCUUUCAUGACCCUUGCUUGACUUUUUUUAUCUGGAAGUUGAUGAAAGCAAGGAAAAUAAAAUGUUCAUCAUGAACAUUCCCUCUUGAACGUGAGAAUACCCGACGAAAUUCAAACUGUUAUUCAAAAUAUUUAAAAUGCACUUAAGACAAAUUGGUCCACUGCAUGACCAUUAGUCUUUUCCUGUCAUUGUCACAUUCCAUUCACAUAACUAAUGAUCGAGCACCUAAAAUUUUCAUAAGACCAUGCUAUUUAAUUGCUUUUUUAUCCAGAAUAAUGGCAAGAGAAACAUUUACUAUCACAGAUUAAAGAGCCCAUAAUGAUUGUCGAAAUGGCAUAUAUUAUAGAUUUCAUACUUGAAAGAAGUACAUGUAGUGCUCAGUAGUGAUCAGUACCUUUCAGUAGCGCCUGAAAUUGUUUCCUUUAGAAAGCCACAUGCAAGUGAAUGAACUGAAAAGUACAGCGACAAUGAUAACCACUGUUUGUCACGAUCGGUUUGCUACAGUGAAAGAAAUAAAAAACCCUUAUUAACUGGAUUAAAUUUUUCAUAACUCCGGUAUGACCUAAAGCGAAAGCGGUUAUGCUUGAAGUAUGGUGGGAUUGAGAAGGGUUUUUCAAUUGCAACAAUUAAAUUGUCUCAAGUUAGACAGACUAAUUAGCGACAACAGUUAUUAGUUUGUAAAAUAAUAACUGUCCACUUCAAACUUGCCGAUUGAGGUAUUUAAGCUUUAGCUUCGUUGCUCAUACACUUGAGGUUGUUUGCCUACUAACACUAAGUUUGUUGUCUUGUGGUCGCGCGCCUUCCAAGGUUUGAGUGAAGUCCUGCGGCUAUGUAAUAUCGUUUGUUUACAAUUUCCUGCUACUGCUUCAAGGAAUAUCUUAUUAACACGAGCGGCUUCUCGCCUCUUCUAAUCAUUUCUAAUUAGGAGAUGAUAUUAAUUAAGAGGUUAAUUACAUAUCAAUAGAGUUUGACAGGUCGGUGAAAGUUUCGACAAAACACGCUAAACCGUCGUGAUGAUACCGGCGUAAUAACAUCUAUAGUCCCGUCGAAAACACGCAAGCUAGUCCCUUCAACAUUUUUUCUAUAUUUCUUUUUUUCAAAGGAAUGUUUUCUGCACUUUUGUAAAAUUCUAACCGUAUUUAUUCCAAACAAAUUUCUGUUGGUCCGUGUUGGUUUAAUUUCCUGCAAAUGACAGUUUCUUCUGGAAGCUAACGAAGUCGGUUCGAGCUGCUCGAUAAAGAGCGUUAAUUGCAUUAAUCUCUUUUAAGCCACCCUUGUUUUAAUUUCCUUCUUUGCUAAAGAAAACUGCUUCAGGAGUUAUAUCGAAAUUGCAAAUUUCAAAGUUCGUCUUUAGUUGGAAGAUUAACCCUCUCUUCUUGUGAGGUUCUCGUGUGGAUAGUUAGUAAUAAAAUAAUAACUUUAAAUGAGUUCUUUUUUUCUGAACCGCCGAGGAACAAAUUGAGGACAUUGAGUUUGUUUGUUUCCACUUAAAACUUGCGAUUGAAAUGUUUUGAUCGUUUAAUUUGCACACGGAUCUGCGGCAAAAAUGCUUUUAUGCUCCGUUUUCUUUCGUCGUUUCGUUACCUCAUAUCAUUGGCUUUCGUUCACUGUAAAACAUUUUUGAGUAGUUUUAUGAACGGCAAAAACAGGCUGAUGCCGCAACUAGAUAAGCUAGAGCAAUUUACGGUAACACGCUUAAAUCUGAAAUGAUAACUCAACCAGUUAUUCAUAUGUACUCUAAGAAAACCUGAUAACUUUGAAAAUAUUUGUUGAUAGGGAUGACAGACAAAGAAAGGCAGUGUUAAUUAAAAUGAUUUUUUUCCAUGACACUCGCAAGAUGGCGGCAAUUACGACCAAUUACUUUUCAUCAAAAAUGUGUAAAUUUCAUUAUAUCGAAUUUUCCUUACUCCUUUUUCUUGUUUGCUUUGCUUUGCAUCAAAUAACGAUAAAUCUAACAUGGCAACUUAGUCUAGCUAGGCCGAAAAGUUUUGAAAUCUGUACUAUUAACUGCGAGGGAAAGUUUAUAAGUUCGUUGUACACAAAAGUCUUUGCCUCCAGCACUGUUGUUGUAAAUUGUGACCUUCGUAUCUCAUAAAAAGAGUUUAAUGUUGAUAUAAUUAGGUCUUUAUUGGAGUUCUAUAGGAUUGUUAUGUUAAUCUAGAUAGGGAUUAAUGUUAAUAAAUUCUAAUUAUAUUUUGCUUGAAUCAAUGUUUUGCCAAUAACUGUGUUCGGCGAUAAAUGCUUUGAUUGGUUGUGAAAAGCCAAUUUUCAGCCAAAAGAAAACCGCCAAGUAAGGAUCUCUUUGCUAAUAAUAGCAAUUUAAUUUAGCCAGUCGGUCACUGUGAGGCUUGAAAAAUCACCCUGCGGGUUUACCACCUCAUGUAAAACUAACUCUAUCAUUAUGACCGGACACUCAAAGCGCGUUCGUUAAACGAAGGCACAAACCCAAACUGGUAACAAGGACCGUAACUGGAUGGAGACGAGACACAACGAUCAGAGCUUUCACCCAAAGCCGGAAAGAACCGGACGAUCCAAUUCAUAUACUAUCAAUGACAUUCUUGGACUGGUUACUGAAACCGAGUCGAUAAAUAGUCAAAGCUGCGAUCAAAAUACGGAUCAAGAAGCUGUAGAAGGUAAUUUGUUGAAAACUGUCAGACUGUUUUGGAGGGAAGCUUAUAGUUUGUAUGGCGUCACUUUGUUCACUUUAAAAGCAGACAAGUUUUGAAAAGGACUUCAAAGUUCUUCUUACUGAAAGCUAGCGGUUGCGGUAUAUAGUUUGGCCAGAAAUACGAGAUGUUUCCGUUCUAUAUGCAGCAUAGCUUCUUUUCGUUUUCUAUCGAUUCUCUGUACCAUAUCAUAAACAAACGCAAACUAAACCGCCUCACACAAAAUACCCGCCUUAACAGAAGUUAGUCCACCCUGGAAUUUUCUGUUGGAGAAAAUUCGCCGGAAAUUUUCUAAUUCUUCCUUCCAGUUCAGAAAAAAUGAACAUGAACUGAAGUUCAGGUAACAUGGAGAAUCAAAUUUCGUUGUCUCUCAACUUAAUACCACGUGAAUCUCAAAUAUCCGACAGCUAAGAGUUUUCAAGAUUUAUCAGCAAUUUAGUCUGCAAGCCGAAUUGCCUACUAUUGACUUCAGAUAUGAUUUCCUGAAAAGUUACUAGUCCAGUAUGCUUCUAAAGGAAAAGAAGAACAUUUACCUCAGCUGGUCAAGAUCCCUUUUCCUUUGUGGUAAAAUUGUAGCGAAAUUAUGUAAGGUUAGGUAUGGUAGAGAUAGAAGUCAAAAGAAGGCUGUAGCCAAACAGCAAUAGCCAAUGCAAUUAUUGUUCACACAAUUUUGUGAACUGGUGGAUUUUACAGAUAACGGCACUGUACAACUCUAUCCUCAGUACUCUGUAUCCAGCUAGCCAUUAUAGUUAUUUAUUAAAAAACAUGCGGAUACCUUUUUUUCUUUUUUUUAUUCUUAAUAUUGCAGUAAAGAAGUGAAAGUGAAUUGACCCAUCUAAAAAAACCCAGAACUUUCCUGAUCUCAUGCACGGCGCAGAAAACUGCUUGCUGUAAACUUUAUUAAGGCUAGUCACCACUUAAGUAAGCAGCUGUUACCAUCUGGCCUCUAAUAACUGCUAAUAUUCAAUUCAAUUUACAUCAAUUUGUAUGAAAGAAUAGUUAUUACUUUUGGCUGCUAUACAAAAGUGGUCUAUUUGAAUAAAACCUUACCGAGGUUAUUUUUCAAGUGCUCGGCUUGCCAAAUCGUAAUCUAAAAAUCCUGCAGUUAAGGAAAUUCAUUCCCCGCUUGCUGUGCUGUUUUCGUCGUGCAACAAAACAAAGCGAAUGUAUAAAAUUGCUGCUUUUCAUUUUUUUUCUCAUAGUAUUAAAGCAAAAUUACCACGCAAACGAAAUCGCGUUGACAAUAUGGCAAAGAAGAGUAGUAAAAUAUACUAAAUUGAAGUGAUAUCUGUUUACCCCUAAGCUGAUGUGUUUUCAUUGGGUUAAAAGCCAAUUAUGAAAUACAUCUCUUAAAAGUUUAUGAGUUUUCCCGUCACGCCAAGAGAAAGCACAAAACUCCUUCCUCCAUCUGUUUUUGAACAGUUCAAAGCCAGAGCAUCGCUAAGCCAAAUCGUGUUGAGUUGCCGGAAUCAAGAUUACGGGUGGCCCGAAAUGAAUUUUAACACCGGUUAGUUUUUCAGACGUUAGUUUAUAUAAGUUGUUAACUAGGUGGUUUGGUAAUAACUAGUCAGUUUAAAAACAAUUCCUUUUGCACAGCUUACCAGACCACUGAUUUGACUACGCUUUAGGACUUUUUAAGUCAGUACACGAGAAAAUGGGUAAAACAUGGUAAAUUUAUAAUUACUUCAUGCUAUGUUUUACUUUUGGCUCAGAAAACGUAAAUUCUGCAUGUUAUAUGUACAAAAAUUAUUUUGAACGCUAAAUCUUUACUUGUAACAGCUGUAAAUACGUUUUUUCCUCUUUUUCUUGAUAUAUUGUAGAACGUAUUUCUGUCUGUUUCAGAGAAAAACGGCGUUGAGGUGGCAGCUGGUGAGCAAACAUCCCAGGCUGAAGUGUUGAAAGACGAGGAAGCGAAUUUAUCCCCUGAAGAUGGCUUAAAUGCAGCGAAAAAGAAGAAAACCCGCUAUCGUACAACGUUCAGUCAAUACCAACUUGAAGAACUAGAAAGAGCAUUUGAUAAAGCCCCAUAUCCUGAUGUAUUUGCACGAGAAGAGUUAGCGGCAAAGCUCGGUUUGACUGAAGCGCGAAUUCAGGUAUGCGCCGCUUCAUAACCUGAUUCGAAGGCCUUUAGUUACCAGACCUGGUUGAACACUGGCGUAAGGCGUAAAAUUCCUAUAAAGUGCUCUGUUUAGCUAAAAAUUUAAUGCCGCAUUCAGCACUGCUGAGUAACAGUUUGAUGUCUGCGACAUGCACUUGCAAGUGGCGUGUUUUUUGCAACUCUCUCGCAACUUUAAUCUAAUUCUAAUGAAGCCUAUAAAACAAGCUCAAUUGUUGUCCUUCAUUAUUUAAGGUAGUUUUCUUAAUGAUGGAAUCCGAAAUCUCUGAAGAAUUAUGAUAUCUGAGGUAAAAGAAAGAUAGACUGAUCAACUAAUCAAUCGUCUGACCUCAUGUAGUUAUAAAAAAAUUGGUGCGUGUCUAAAAGCAGUUUAUUUGACAAUUAAAGAUCCAUAAAUCCACGAAAUAAAUUGCGUUUGUAAUAAAGGCAUCUCAUUGUGAUUUGUCGGACUUCAAUUGAAAUUCAGACAUUUAAUUUAACGUUGGAAUCUGAGAAACGGCAGUGAUGCCUCUCAGACAAUGGCCGAAAGAAAUUAACGAACGCUAGGAAGAAUUUUUUAUCAUUUAUACUUGAAAAAAGGCACAUUUACAAUUUUGUAUUUACUAAAUGCACGAAGAAACCCCAUUGCAUCUUUUAAAAUUUGGAUGUUACACUGUAAACAGAUAAUUUCUAAUCUACAAAGGAUGAACUAAUCGUUUGUUUCGUUUGACAGGUUUGGUUUCAGAACAGACGCGCGAAGUGGCGAAAGAGAGAAAAGCUGUGUACGUUUGGUGCAGUUCCGCCGGGACAUGGUCUUGUCUUUCCUUGGCUACACCAGACUAACACACCUUACCCGAUGCAGCCGUUCACUGCUGGUAUAGUGAAUAACAUUUCCAGGGAUAUUUGCUCGCAGUUUUACCCGGCGUCGCCACAAUCCAUUUCAUGCUUUCGCUCCACAGUUCCUAGCAUUGUUCGUCCUCCGUGUUCCGAAUCUCGGGAAUGUGCUUGUUCCUGUGGCAUGUCAGCAGGCGGCCCAUGCUUUUUAGCACCUCCCUAUCGCAUUGACGAGGUGACGCGUGGAAUAGAGGGCGUACCAGACCUUAACGGCGGAAUAGUGAGGGAUGGCAGCAGAGAAUCAAGCAUCGCUUCCCUUCGUCUUCGCGCCAAAGAACACCAAAUGAGCCUUGUACAAAUUCUUAGCAGGAAAUAA